CCAGUUUCGGGAGCUGAGAGCGGCGCAGUUACACUGUAGCGAGCAGAUACUCAUUGCUUAAGCCCCCCUUUUUGUUUCAAAAAAAAGUUAAUCAAUUUACCAUGCGGGAGAUCGUGCAUGUACAAGCUGGGCAAUGUGGCAACCAGAUCGGGGCCAAGUUCUGGGAAGUGAUAAGUGAUGAGCAUGGUAUUGACCCUACUGGCACCUACCAUGGAGACAGUGACCUCCAGCUGGACCGUAUCAAUGUCUACUACAAUGAGGCAACAGGAGGUAAAUAUGUUCCUCGUGCAAUUCUGGUUGACUUGGAACCUGGCACCAUGGACUCUGUUCGUUCUGGCCCAUUUGGGCAGAUCUUCAGACCAGAUAACUUUGUGUUUGGGCAGAGUGGUGCAGGGAAUAACUGGGCCAAAGGUCACUACACAGAAGGCGCAGAGCUGGUAGAUUCUGUCCUGGAUGUGGUGCGGAAGGAGGCGGAGAGCUGCGACUGCCUGCAGGGCUUCCAGCUCACCCACUCACUGGGCGGGGGCACAGGGUCGGGCAUGGGCACCCUGCUGAUCAGCAAGAUCCGCGAGGAGUACCCCGACAGGAUCAUGAACACCUUCAGUGUGGUGCCCUCACCCAAGGUGUCCGACACAGUGGUGGAGCCCUACAACGCCACCCUCUCUGUCCACCAGCUGGUGGAGAACACGGACGAGACCUACUGCAUUGACAACGAGGCGCUGUAUGACAUCUGCUUCCGCACCCUCAAGCUCACCACCCCCACUUACGGCGACCUCAACCACCUGGUCUCUGCCACCAUGAGUGGCGUCACCACCUGCCUCCGCUUCCCAGGCCAGCUCAACGCUGACCUGCGCAAGCUGGCAGUCAACAUGGUGCCCUUCCCCCGCCUCCACUUCUUCAUGCCUGGCUUUGCCCCCCUUACCAGCCGGGGCAGCCAGCAGUACCGUGCCCUGACAGUGCCCGAGCUCACCCAGCAGGUGUUUGAUGCCAAGAACAUGAUGGCAGCCUGCGACCCCCGGCAUGGCCGCUACCUGACAGUGGCGGCUGUCUUCCGUGGCCGCAUGUCCAUGAAGGAGGUCGAUGAGCAGAUGCUCAACGUCCAGAACAAGAACAGCAGCUACUUCGUGGAGUGGAUCCCCAACAAUGUCAAGACCGCAGUCUGUGACAUCCCACCCCGUGGCCUCAAGAUGGCAGUUACCUUCAUUGGCAACAGCACUGCCAUCCAGGAGCUCUUCAAGCGCAUCUCAGAGCAGUUCACCGCCAUGUUCCGCCGCAAGGCCUUUCUCCACUGGUAUACAGGUGAAGGAAUGGAUGAGAUGGAGUUCACGGAGGCUGAGAGCAACAUGAAUGAUCUUGUGUCAGAGUACCAGCAGUACCAAGAUGCUACAGCAGAGGAGGAGGGAGAAUUUGAAGAGGAGAUCGAGCAAGAUGAGGCUUAAACAAACAAAAACCCUCUUCAUUCCUUUUUCCCUGUACAUAAAACGUCCUUUUUAAAUUGUGUAAAUGAGCAAGAUUCGUGGGCUUUUACAGGCUCUGCAGGGCUCGAGUUUAAAAUCCCUGCAUGUGAGAAACACUGGCCAAUUUGAUUAGUCCCAAAUCUGGGCAAACUAUCAUCCCAAGUCCCACUUGCACGCCCAAAUUGAAAUUGGCUGUGUUUGCCAUGCAUUUGUGGAAGCUUUUGUAAGUGGCUUGUUAAGCAAAUGCAAUCAAAACUGGGGAGGGAGUCAAAAGAAAAUGUCUUGAAUGUUGAAAAUCUGAAAUUAAGGGGUGGGUGUGGAACCAACUGGAAGAUUGUCUUGAAUUGUUCAGAUGAGUGAAUCCAGCCAGCAGCUGCAUACAAUGAGCUGAAUGUUCAGUCUAUGCUCUUGUCAAUCUAAUGUCCAUUAGCAGUGCAAGUAAGUGUCUGGACUGUGGCCUCCUAACUCCUUUGGGGAACUCGAGCCCUGUGCUGCAGUAUUCCACCGCAAAUCUUUGUUUUGACUGUUUCUGAGCCAUUUUUUUUCUGUUUCAGGAUUUUUGGAUGCCUCCUGUUUAGUACAGCUAGUAUUCACUGUAAUGUGAGUUUGGCAAUACUUGCAGUUGGCACCAGGCAAGCAUUAGGUAUGCAAAUAUUUGUAAUGAACGCUUCCCUUCAAUGAAGCCAAUUCUGCAUCAGUGAACAGGAAAUUGGGGGCUCUGGGAUUAAUGGCUGCACCUGUCCUGUUGCUGGGCAUGUGAUAGCACCUUGUCCAAUGGUUAGUGCCCAGAUCAGAAGAGAAAUUCCCUUGAGCAAGAUUCCAAUGCAUGAAAUGAAACUAGUCUUGUGUUUAGCUAAAACCCAAAUAUAGAGAGAACAUCGAGGUACACAUGGUAUGUAUUACCAGAUACUUUUGCUGAGAUUUGCACCAUUUCUGGCUCAAGUAAUGUUUUGCAAAUAGAGUACCAAGGUUUAAAAUCCAGUUUAAGUCCAUUGAAUUUGAGGUUGACGGUAUGUUAAAUGAAACAGAUUCCACAUUCUUGGUCUGGGGAUGGUUUGAUUUGCCACUUAGGGUGAACUGGUCACAUUACUUGAUCCUCUGUAAAACUGUCUGUUUUUGAGGCAGGUGAACUCUAGAGCCUUGCAGUUGGGCUUUGAGUUGAUUUCAUUUUUACCAGGUGAGGUUUUAAUUGAUUUUUUUUCCACUGUUGAAAUUGACCUGAAAGUAAUUUGAAAAUGUAUGGAAAGUUGUAUUGGGUGUCAAUGAGAUGGAUUGGUGGUGCAUAUAAGCAUUUCAAGUGUGCUUCAUGUAUUUGGGUACUAAUGUUAAUUGGGGUGGUGAUGUGCCAGCUGUUUGGUGGUUAGUAUCAACAUAGCAAAGCUUUUCUUUCCAUAUUUGGCUGCUUUACCUUUGUGGGGAAGACUGCUGUUUGGGUCAUCAAGAAUAAUUUCCAAUUUGUCACACUUCCAUCACCAUGUCACUGAUACAUUGCAUCCUUAAUUUCAAAGACAAAUCCUUCUAUAGUCCUGCCCAUACAAAUGUUUGUAAAUCUGACAUGAGAUCAUCUCCAAGUCCAAUACCAAGUAUCCACAAACCCAGACCACCUUACCAGUGGAUUGAAGUAAAUGUAGCUUUCCCCCACUCAUUGCUGCUUGCAGAAAAGGGUGCUUGCAGUUCCAGUGCCAAUGUGCCUGCUGCCUAGUGAGUUUGCCAAACAACCUCUAACCCAGCAGAACUUUGCUUUGUGAUCUUUAUCCUGUUCUUCAACUUCAUACUCCUGAACUUCAGCUGCCUGUAGUUGAAGUUGAGUUCAUUCAAUGUAAUGUGCCUCUUUUUUCCAUAUUUUGGUUUGUUUAUGUGGGGUGAAGAUUGGUGGCAUCUGAUUUGACUGAGCAGAGGAUCAUAGUUUGUUGUCUGGGGGGGAAUGGAUCUGGUAUUUCAGCAUUUGAUUUGUUAGUGUGAAGGUCACCUGACACCAGUGGCCAUUUUGAGUUGCAACGAUUUUGUAAAUGGCACCUGUGUUUUUUGCUGUUGAGCCAAAAUUCUGGAUAUGUACUGCUUAAAACGUUGACCUGGAAGCUCUCGAGCUUGUUUCCACACUGCUUGCUGAGCACUUUUCAAUCUUUGUCUCGUGGAUUUUUCUCCAUGUUUUUCACCACUUUUUUUAAAAAUCUUUUAUUUGAAUCCUUUUUCCUUUUUUUUUCAUAUUGAAAAGUGUGGAGCUAGCCUGUUUCUUAACUGACGAAUAAACUUUUUUUGCGAUUUAA
Pristis pectinata (smalltooth sawfish) is the source of this 3724-nucleotide messenger RNA. Its product is annotated as tubulin beta-4B chain. Gene Ontology annotation, cellular component: microtubule; cytoplasm. Gene Ontology annotation, molecular function: GTPase activity; structural constituent of cytoskeleton; GTP binding. Gene Ontology annotation, biological process: microtubule cytoskeleton organization; mitotic cell cycle. The transcript has 4 exons. The record is from RefSeq and is a predicted model, not a curated record. Bases 102 to 1439 code for a protein of 445 amino acids. NCBI's taxonomy places the organism in Eukaryota, Metazoa, Chordata, Chondrichthyes, Rhinopristiformes, Pristidae.